Molecule: messenger RNA, 3248 nt
Organism: Tetranychus urticae (two-spotted spider mite)
Lineage: Eukaryota; Metazoa; Arthropoda; Arachnida; Trombidiformes; Tetranychidae
Source: RefSeq, a predicted model, not a curated record
AUUAAUUGAACAGUAAAGUUAAUCAACUACUGGAAUCAAACAAUCAACACUUUUGCAACUACAUCAGUUCAUCUACCAGUUACACUGUUAACCGAUAACCCAACAUAACCAGAUAACAAUUAACAUUGGACAAUGCACGACUAUUUGCCAGGUUUUAAUUUUCAUCGUAACGGUCUCAAGUUAAUUUAAAACCAAACAUUGAUCCUAAACACUCAAGUUUCUGUGCACUGCUGAUGUUUCUGGCUAAUCUUCCAUUCGUUUGCUCGAUAUUGUGAGACUUGAUCAUCAGGGGAGUUGACGACUAAUAAACCAACUAGUUUAACUAGUUAACCAAGAUUGAUAGACCCUAAUUAUAUCUCAAGGUUUCCCUUCUCCCCGCGUGUUCUUCCUCCACUCAAAUGUAUGAUCUGUUGACAAUGAUCACUUGCCUGUUGCUUGAUUAUGCUUGACACGAGGCUUUCCCAUUUUUUGUGGGUGACACAUCGACUGGUUUAUAAUGUGCAUCUGAUGGCCAACCAGUUCUACCCUUAGGCCUAUUUACAUGCUAAGCGAAAGAUGAACCCAAUGCGCAACACUCACAUGCCUUGUUGAAAAUCAAUAUUUACAGCGAAAUGAAAAAGGAUAAAUUGUUAGCUAAUGGUUUGGUCUCGUGGAUUAAUCAAGUACACCUUUAAUAUUGGUUCUUAUUACAACCUGUUGCGUAUUGUUCAUUAAGAUUCCCAAAAUAAGGGAAACACGAGGAGAUAGGAAUGAUGGUUAAACCUGUUACAAAGCAUGCUAUUGAUCUGUUGCACAUGAUAUUUGGAUUGAGAUCAUAACAUGAUCAAAUCCCUUGCUGAGUUUGGUUGGAAAAAUUACAAGUAUCUCGUGUUAAAUUAUCACCUAGCAAUGAAAAUUAAAAGGAGGAUUCAAGUCUCUUUGGGGGCGGAAAAGAUGAGACUCUAUCUCUUUCCAUGAGAUCAAUGAGCUUCGGAAUGGAUCACUACUUGCAUCCAAGUUAUUCAAGUCCAUCGUCAAGUGGUCUCAUUAAAUUGAUUGGCAACUCUGUUGAACAAUUAUCCAAUUACAUUCCAAGGAAAACAUUGUUAAAAGAGAGUCUUGAUGGCUUGUUGUUUAUGAUUAUCAUUUAUGGACAACAAGAUGAUACUUAUGAUCUUUGAAUAAAAUGGCAAAAAUAAAGAUAAAAAAUACAGAAUAAUUGACUAAUAUUUGUCUGUUGAUCCAGAUUGUGCUGGAAAACGUGACCACGUGAUGCUAAAUCAUCAUCUCCAAUAGCAUCACAAGGCUUGGAUACAUUUGUUUUUUCAAACAAAUUGUCAUGAUAUUCAAUAAUAUUUACAUUGAUCACAACAUUCAAUAUAAACAAUCAGACAGCCUUCAUAUUUUUAUAUUUGCUUUUAUUGGACAUCUUUAGCCUGUGAUGACGCUCAAUGGGAUGAACAUUAUCAUUUUCAAACCCAAAGGCUUAUUAGAGGACCCACAGUCUCAUCGUAUCAUCGAGAAGAGACGACGAGAUCGGAUGAACAAUUGCUUGGCUGAUUUGAGUAAACUAAUUCCAACCAGUUACUUCAAAAAGGGACGAGGCCGGAUCGAGAAGACAGAAAUAAUCGAGAUGGCCAUUAAACACAUAAAGCACUUGGAGACUCAUAAUAAAGUUAAUUGUGUCGAUGUAAAUAGAUGUGAACUACGAUUAAAUGAAGAAGAGAAAAAGGAAGAGUUUCGACACGGAUUUCGAGAAUCUAUAUCCGAAGUAAUGCGUUUUCUGGUUGAAAUGAACGGUCUUUUACCAAGUGAUGUUUUAUGCCAAAGUUUGGUUAACCAUUUAGGAGACCAUUUAGCCAAAAUAAUGCCUCUUUCUAGCUGUGAAUCAGUGAUUCCAUCAGGUUCAACUGCAUCAGUACAGCAGCCAUGUUCAUCCUCUUCCUCUUCAUCAUCGUCCUCCUCCUCACCCUCCUCCAUAUCAUCUUGUAAUCCAAGUGUUGUUACAGCCAAAACAACGGCAACUAUAACAGAUAAUAGUUCAAUGAAUCAUGUGAAACAAGUUGGUGAAAUACGUGAAAGAUCAGCUUCAAUAUCGUCCGUCAUGUCAGAGGGAACCACAAGAUCUGGAUCAACACCAGCUCCGUGUAUUAAUAAGAUAAGUUCAUUUUCAGGGAAUCGCAAUAUUGAGAAUAUGAAAAUGGAAUCAAUAGACAACUGUUAUCUGAAUAAACUUGAAACUGGUGGCAGUCGAUUGAGAGACAUGUUGAAAAAUGAAACCAACACCAAUGCAGAUUCAGAUGUUACAAUGUCAGGUAUAACAACAACAACCAAUUCAAUGGCUGGAUCACCAUUUACUCCACUCUCUUCUUACAAUUACAAUUCAAAUUUAUAUUCCAAACCUUAUGGUUCAUCGGUUGAGGUAAUUACUAAAAAUUGUAACAAUAUUAUUUCAGAUUAUCCUAAAAAAUCGUCAGAAUCUUCCAAUGGCCUGACUCGAUCAAAUUCAGUUUCACCAUCAGCUGAACAUCGUUUCUAUAAAAAGGGAAUCAAAGAAAGAUUUCAAUUAGCAAUGAAUCAAGAAUUUAAACGAUCAUCUGAUUCAAAUACUCAACCUACCAACAACUGCUCCAAUGGAUUUGGACAAUCAUCUUUAACUGAAAAUCGAACCUCAUUAUCCAAUUCACGUUCGUAUGAAGGUAAACAUAUAUCACCUGUAGGAUAUCAUAGUAAUUCACAAAAUAUUCACAAUUUAUCAUCAUCUUCAUCGUCUUCCUGUUCAACAUCCUCUUAUUUCUCUACAGCAAAUCUCCACAACAUCGGUAAGGUUUUCAAGUACAAGGAAAAAAUUGUCACCAGCAUUCCAGCAUUUGCUUUGCAUCCUAAUGGCACUUUUUAUAUUCCACUGUCGAUCAAUCCUCAAUUAAUAUCACAUUGGUUCACCUGUUCCGAAUCAGAGGAUCUCUAUUCAGUCCUUCAUCCUGUUAAUAUUCCAGUUAACUUCAAUUAUCUUCAUAAAUUGAACCAUUUAUGUCCAUUAGAAACAAUUGAAGCAUCGCCAUCUUAUUCUCACAAUGAAAACCAGCAAUCAAAUGUUAGACAUCAACCUGGACAAUCACAUAUUUUGCUAACAGCUAAUUAACCAUUCAAUUAACAAUGUAACAGAUAAUGAAAUAGUUGAUACAAACAGUAGUCAGUAAAGAAUAAUUAAUAAAACAUUUUGUAAAUUAAAUUAAAAUUCAGUGAUUCAUUAAAGAAUAAUAUUCCAA